GCCAAAGAAAAAGAGGCAAAGAACAGUGCCUUUUCAAUUUCACAAGCCCACUCAUUUCUCACCCUUUUCUCUCCCUCUCUGCUUCUGCUUCUGCUUCUACUUCAGAAAAAAAAUAAAAAAUAAAAAAUAAAAAGAAUGGCUUCGUUGCAGCACACCACAGCUUCACUUCAAUCCAAACACAUCCACUCCAGAAACAUCCUCACCCAGAAACCAAUCCUCAACCUCUCCCUCUCCGGCACCACAUUCCCUUCCCUCAACCUGAAAUUCGGCCUCGGCGCCGCCGCCGCAACUACCUCCCGCCGCUCCAACGGAGUUCUCGGAGCCAGAAUGUCCGCGACCGUUGCCGCCAGCUACGCCUCCGCACUCGCCGACGUGGCCAAUUCCAGCAACACCCUCGACGCGACCACCACCGACGUGGAGAAAAUCGAUGAAAUCUUCUCUGACCCCAAGGUGUUCGACUAUUUCUGCAACCCAACCAUCGAGGUGGAGAAGAAGCGUAAGAUGGUGGAUGACAUUGCCACGUCAUCGGGGUUUCAGCCACACACCCGAAACUUCCUGAACGUGUUGGUGGAUUCGCAGAGGAUCGAUGUGAUUCAGGAGAUAGCGAAGGAGUUCGAGCUCGUGUUUAACACGUUGACAGACACAGAGCUUGCUGUCGUGGCUUCAGUGGUGAAGUUGGAAUCUCAGCACUUGGCGCAGAUUGCGAAGCAAGUGCAGAAGCUCACUGGGGCCAAAAAUGUGAGGAUUAAGACCGUUAUUGAUCCAAGUUUGGUGGCUGGUUUCACAGUUAGGUAUGGGAGUUCUGGGUCCAAGUUGAUUGAUUUGAGCGUCAAGAAGCAACUAGAGGAAAUUGCUGCUCAGCUUGAUUUGGGUGAUAUCAAACUCGCUGUUUGAACCUUCCUUUGCAUCCUUUAUUGUUCCAUUCAAUUUCGUUUAACUACUACUACUUUUUUGGGUUAAGUAUGUGUAUGAAUCCUCAAAUGUGUACAAGCUUUUUAUGUGCUUUUGAUUUUGUUUCUUUUUCUCUCUUUUUGGGAGCAGUUUAUUUCAAUGGGUGAGAAAGUGUGGUUGUCAUAAACAGACUGGUAUAUAUAUAUAUACGUAUAUGUUCUCUACCA
Messenger RNA from Gastrolobium bilobum, 1118 nucleotides. RefSeq names its product ATP synthase delta chain, chloroplastic. NCBI's taxonomy places the organism in Eukaryota, Viridiplantae, Streptophyta, Magnoliopsida, Fabales, Fabaceae. Gene Ontology annotation, cellular component: chloroplast thylakoid membrane. Gene Ontology annotation, molecular function: proton-transporting ATP synthase activity, rotational mechanism. The transcript has a single exon. Gene Ontology annotation, biological process: proton motive force-driven ATP synthesis; photosynthetic electron transport in photosystem II; photosynthetic electron transport in photosystem I. The record is from RefSeq and is a predicted model, not a curated record. The coding region runs from base 136 to 894 and encodes 252 amino acids.